UUUUCUUUCUAUCCUUUCGAGUGAAGGUACCCGGCUUCCAUCGUUCCCUUCUCCGCUUGGGUAUCUCUCGACGGAAAGGGGAAACCCUAACCCUAGCGCCCUUCGAUUUCCCCUUGAAUCCAUCCAUCGCCUGAGUUCUCUUCGGCUCCUUCCCAAUUGAUCGAUCCAAGGUUUUCCUCGCUGCUCAAUUUGGGGAUUUUUCAUCGGUGAAUUCCUCUGGUUCGGAAGAUUCUUGGAUUCGCCGCGUCCUUGGGCGAUUCUGCUACGGCGUCGGCGAUCUGUUGAGCGUGGGAUCCAAUAUCGCCUCUUCCGGUUGAAUCCCUUAAAUCGAAGGGGGUUCUGUUGUGGAAGCCCCUCUCCUCUUGUAGCGGCGGCGGUGAUCGUCGAUCUCGGUGAUUUCGCUGCGGAUCGUCUCUUUUUGCUGUUUGGAUCGCUGUUCUAUUCUGUCGGGACGCGAACGGGUUGGCGGCGAACUCAUCUCGUGUUCUUCCUCUUUUCUUUUCCGGAAAGAUCGUUUGUUGAUCGGAACGAUCGUUUCUUGAUCGAAAAGAUCGUUUGUUGAUCGGAGAACAGAGCGUGAUCUUCAUCAAGGAUUGGAAAAGAGAUACUUUCUUGAUCGGAGAAUAGAGCGUGAUCUUCAUCAAGGAUUGGAAAGGAGAUUUACUGCUUGUACAUAUGUUUAUGAUUUCUGUUGUUCUAGCGUAAUAUCAGGCCUGUUUUCAAUUUCGGCCUUUAAAUUCAGUUUGCUGCUUGUUUUUAAAUUUCCAGCAAGUUCUAUCUUUUUGGUUGAUCUGGUUUGCAAUUACAUCUGAAGAAAACCGGAAAGAAAAAAUAAUGGCUGUGUAUUAUAAGUUUAAAAGUGCAAAGGAUUAUGACUCUAUUCCGAUUGAGGGUCAAUUCGUAUCUGUUGCCAAUUUGAAAGAACGAAUUUUUGAAUCGAAGCAUUUGGGAAGGGGUACAGAUUUCGACCUUAUGGUCUCCAAUGCGCAGACUAAUGAAGAAUAUGUAGAUGAAGCCGCCAUGAUACCCAAAAAUACAUCAGUAUUGAUUCGUCGCGUCCCAGGUCGGCCACGGAAGCCUAUUGUUACAGAACGAGACGAGAUGAAAGUUGUAGAGGAUAAAGUGGAAGAUCUUCCACCAGCAAGUAGCACUUUAGUUGGUGAUUCAUCUACCAUGAAAUAUCCUGAAGAAUCUGAAUGGGAUGAGUUCGGUAAUGAUCUGUAUGCUAUUCCUGAAGCACUUCCUGCUCAGUCGAUCCAUCCAGCAGUAGAUGUUUCUCCUGCAAAUAAGGUUGACGAGGAUAGCAAGAUUAAGGCUCUAAUUGACACACCUGCCCUUGACUGGAAUCGUCAAACACAAGAAGGCUAUGGUGCUGGAAGAGGCUUUGGUAGGGGAAUGGGUGGGAGAAUGAUUGCUGGUCGUGGUUUUGGACGAGGUGGGCUGGAGCGCAAGACACCUCCAGCAGGCUAUGUUUGUCAUAGAUGCAAAGUUCCAGGCCAUUUCAUUCAGCAUUGCCCCACAAAUGGUGAUCCAAACUAUGACAUUAAAAGGGUGAGACCUCCAACCGGAAUUCCGAGAUCAAUGUUAAUGGCAACUCCUGAUGGUUCCUAUGCAUUACCGGGUGGUGCUGUUGCUGUUCUUAAGCCAAAUGAAGCUGCAUUUGAGAAGGAAAUUGAGGGGUUACCUACCACCCGUACUGUCAGUGAUCUUCCACCGGAAUUGCACUGCCCACUGUGUAAAGAAGUAAUGAAGGAUGCUGUUUUAACUGGCAAGUGCUGUUUUAGGAGUUUUUGUGACAAAUGCAUAAGAGAUUAUAUUAUCAGCAAGUCAAUGUGUGUCUGCGGUGCUACGGAUAUACUAGCAGAUGACCUUCUUCCCAAUAAAACACUUAGAGAAACAAUUAGUCGCAUAUUGGAGUCAACAACCAGUAGUACUGAAAAUGCUGGAAGCCUUGUUCAUGUACAAGAUAUGGAGUCAGCUCGCCAAGUACAGCCCAAAAAUCCAUCUCCUACUCUUUCUGCUGCAUCCAAAGGUGAACCUAAGCAAGUUCCUCCAGCGGAUCCUUCUCCAAAUGCGAUGGAAGGGGAGGCAGCAAGCAAUGUAAAGGGUGCCAAUGCUGAGACUAAUUCUUCGGACAAGAAGGUCACUGCAAAUGUUAUUAAAUCUGAAGCAGUCCCAGAAUCAGAAAAUGCGAAAGAAACAUUACUAGAAACUUUUCCAGUUCCUGAAGAAGUGCAGGAAAAGGUGCUUGCUGGAGAACAAGGAAAGAAGAAGAAGAAGAAGAAGACACGCCUGGCUGGCAAUGCUUCUGACAUGCAAUGGAGGCCUUAUCAAGAUUUUGGAUCUGAAAACUUUGUUGGGAUGUCUUUGGCUCCAUCAGGCUACAACCCAUACUGGGCUGGUGGUGGAAUGCCAAUGGGAGUUGAUGGAUACAUGGCAUCAUUCACUGGUCCCAUGCAAUACAUGGGUUAUGCACCUGGCCCCUUUGAUGUUCCUUUUGGUGGGGGAAUUCUUCAACAAGAUCCAUUUGCUGCACAGAGCUAUAUGAUGCCAGUAGUUCCCAGGGAUUUGUCGGAGUUGGGCAUUGGAGGUAUGACCCAAGGGCCUGGAUAUUUGACGAGGGAAGAAGUUGAGGCUAAGAAGGCUGAACUAAGACGGAAGCGUGAAAUGGACCGACUCCAUGAAAGGGCGAGGGAGCCCAGAAGAGAGGACAGGGAGCCCAGAAGGGAACCAAGUCGCGCGAACGAUGUCUCUUCAUUGAAGUCGAAGCCCCGGCCGGUAUCCCGAGCGGCGAGCCUCGACCGGUCCGACCGUGAAAACCGGUCCGAGAAGGCAGACCGCCACGUCCCCUCCCACGACUCGGGCCGCCACUCGCCGAGCCGGACCGGGAAGAGAAGGGCCUCGGACCUGGACGAGCCGUCCCGGGCCGAGGCUGCCAAGCUGGAGCGGAAGCACAAGGUCAGCGUGUUCUCUCGCAUCAGCUUCCCGGAGUCCUCCUCUGGCGACGGAGAGAGGGCCAGCAAGAAGAGGAAGCCGUCGGAGGUGCCGCUGAAGAACGGGCUGAAGGAGCAGCACGAGCCAGCGGCCCACCGCCGGUCCAGCUCGGACGGGCAUAGCCAUAGGGACGAGUGGAAGGGGUCCAAGGGUGGCGGUUCGUCGUCGAUGGGAAGCCGGAGGUACGAGCGUGACUCGAGCGAGGAGGAGUAUCAUUUCAAGAGGAAGCCUUCGUCGUCGUCGAGGAGGGAGGCGGAGGAAGAGGGCCGGCCGGCGAGGCGGUCCAGGGAGAGGGAGUCGCAUGAGCGCGGGAGCAAGCGCCGGUGAGGGUAGAGAGAGAGAGAGAGUGGUGGAUGUUGCGAGAGCUGUGUUAAGGAGGGGGCUGUGCCCGAAAUUCAUGUAAUUACACCCAAGGUUUUUUAUAUAUUAUGAAUGGCAUGAUAUUUCCCAAUAGAAUUAUUGCAACGUUUUGCUUC
Elaeis guineensis (African oil palm) is the source of this 3470-nucleotide messenger RNA. Its product is annotated as E3 ubiquitin ligase PQT3-like. Gene Ontology annotation, biological process: ubiquitin-dependent protein catabolic process; protein ubiquitination; mRNA processing. Gene Ontology annotation, cellular component: nucleus. The record is from RefSeq and is a predicted model, not a curated record. Lineage: Eukaryota; Viridiplantae; Streptophyta; Magnoliopsida; Arecales; Arecaceae. Gene Ontology annotation, molecular function: nucleic acid binding; zinc ion binding; ubiquitin protein ligase activity.